CAGAGGGGUGCGCGCGUCACAGCUCAAGUCUGCAUCAACGGCUGGCCGACGAGGACUCACUCACUCGCGCUGAGCCAGCCUUCGAGAUCAAGCAGCAUGGCCGGGGGCAGAGCAGUUUUCCACCGGCCCUUACUGCUCGUCGCUGCGAGCUGCUGCUGCCUUCUGCUUGCCCUCGCCGCAGGAGUUUCGGCAGAUGUUCCGCAGAGCACACAAGAACCGAGCGUAUCAGAAUGCAUGGUACACAUCGAGGCAGCUCUAAAACAGGCGCAACCGACGACCAGCCCCCAAUCGACAUCAUCAGAAACGGAAAGCGGAGAGGCUGAUGAACCUGAAUCGAUAACACAAGAUGAGACCACAGACGGAGAUGCUGAAGCAAGCGAGGAAGACAAUCCUGAAGAGUCCGAACCCGGAGAUUCAGGAGAGCAACAAGGAGAUGAUGACGAGGAAGACCAGAACGAAAGUGAAGAGGUAGGCGAAGAUAACGACGGGGCCGAAAACCUAACGGCGGAAACGGAGAGUGAGGAAGAAGAAGUUGAAAAAGACGACGCCGAAGAGGACGCACCGAACUCAGAUGAGGAUGACAAGGACAAUGAAAAUGUUGAAAAUUUGACAACAGAGGAUAAGGAUGAAAAUGAAAACAUUUCUGCUGGUACCGAGGAUGACGAUGAAAAUGAAAACACUUCUGCCGAUACUGAAGAUGACGAUGAAGAUCAGGACGAUGAAAAUGAAACGGCAGAAAAUGAAGAAGAAGAUGAGGAUGAGGAAAAUGCUACAGAUGAAAACGUGUCGGCGGUAAAUGAUAACGUAUCCGGUGAUGAGGAUGACGAAGAGGAGGGUACUAACGAGGACAACGACGAAGAGGAGGGUACUAACGAGGACGACGACGAAGAGGAGGAGGAUACCGAUGAUGGAACAGAAGAAAAUGAUACCACAAAAGAAAAUGUUGACGAAAGUGGAGAAGAAGAAUUAGUCGAUGCUACCGUUGAAGAGACCGAUUCAUCAACCGAGGCUGGCAUUGAAGAUUCAACAGAAGAUGACGCUGCUAUCGAUCCAUCAACAGAAGCUGAACAGGAGGAUGAGGAGGAUGCUCAAGAUUCAGCCGAGGACAAGCUUGAAGAAUCCAACACGACUGAUGACGCCGAUGAGUCGUCAGAAGCUGAGUCAGAUGAUGAAGCUAAUCAAGAAUCUGCUGAAGCAGAAGAAACGUCUAUAGAGGAUGAAGCUGAACAAGCUUCGCUAGAGCAAACUGACGAAUCAAAUGAAGCUGGUGCUGAUGAAUCGACAGAGACAGAGUUACCAGCUGAUACAGCUUCUACUGAAGCCGAACAGGACGAGGAUAACGAGGACGGGGAGGAUGAUGAUGAUGAGGACAAGGAGGAUGACGAGGAAGAUGAAGCUGACCAAGCCUCAGUAGAGGAAGUUGAAGGAACCAACGGAUCUACCGAGGCAGCUGCUGACGAAUCAAAAGAAGCAAAGGAAACUGCUGAAUUAGCAUCAACUGAAGCAGAAGACGAAUCUAAAGAAGAACAGGAUGAAGAUGAUGAUGAUGAUGAUGAUGAUGAGGACGAGGAGGAUACUAAAGCUUCUGGUGAGGAAACUGACGCAUCCACUGAAGCUGACGGUGAUGAAUCAAAAGAAGAGGAGGCAAUUACUGAGUUGGCGUCCUCUGAAGCUGAGCAUAAAUCUGAAGAGGUAGACAAUGCUUCCGUGGAGGAGGAAGAGGAGGAUGAAAAAGCCUCUAGUGAAGUUGAUGAAGAAGAAAAAGAUACUGGAGACGAUGAAACAACUGAAGCAGCAGAGACGACAGCCGAUCAGGAAUCAGUAGAGGCAGACAAUGAUGAGGAAGAAGUCGAAGAUUCAGUCGAGGAAACAGAUACACCCGCUGACGAUGAUGCUGAUGAGUCAACUGAAACUGAGGCAAAUUUAGUUUCUGCAGAAGAAACUGACAAAGAAUCAAUAGAAAAUGAAGACGACGAAGAGGAUGAUGACGCAGAAGAGCCGUCGGAAGCUAUAUCUGCUGAGGAAGAGGGAGAAAAUGUGGAAGACGACCAGGAAAAAGAAGCACAAGCAUCUACGGAAGAUGAUGAUGCUGAUGAUGUUGACCAGGGCGAAGAAUCAGUAGAGGCGGCUGAAGGAGAUAGUGUUGUUGCUUCAGAGGAAAAUGCUGAAGAUGACCAGCAAUCUAGCGAGGACGCAGAGGAUCAAGAAAAAAGUGAAGAGGAACAAACUGAAGAUGAUAAUGUAACCGAGGAAGAGCAAGCCGAGUCAGCUGAGGAUGAAGAUAAUGUGACAGUUGAGGAAUCCGAAGGAGUGGAUGCUGCUCCUGCUGCUGAAGAAACAGAAGAAGCUUCUACUGAAGCAGAUGAAUCAACAGAGGAGGAAGCUGAAGGUGCAACUUCGACUGAAGAAGCCCAACAAGAAUCUGAGGAAGAAACAGAGGAAGAAAAGGCUGCUGAUGAGGAGUCUGAGGGAGAUUCUGCUGAAGAGGAUGAAGAAGCCACUGCAGAAUCAGCUGAGGAGGCUGACGAAGCCACUACAGAAUCAGCUGAGGAUGAUGAUGAAGGCGACAAAGAGUCUACUGAAAAUGUAGAAGCUGCUGUAGAGUCUGGAGAGGUCCAGGAAUCUCAGGAGCAAGCAGAUGAAGACACCGAGUCAAUCGAAACGGAAGGAGAAGUAGAAACGUCUGCAGAGAAAGUUUAUGAAGAGGCUUCAGAAGAAGAGGCAUCUGCUGAAGCUACGGCAGAAGAAACAGCGUCUGACGAGGAAGGCGAAGAGACGAAACAGUCUGAAGAUGUGGUAUCAAGACAAAGGAGGGAGACAGGAUUUGUGCCGUCAUCGUCUGACGAACAGGACGCUGAAAGCGGCGAGCAGGAAGGCGAACCCGAAGCAGAAGUGGAAGCUCCUGCUACCGAGGUGGAGGUUGAACAAGAAGACAUCAAUCCUGAUAUCAUCAUUCCAACCAACUUGCGUCCCAAGGACCACAUUAACAGGAUUUUGAAGCUGAACACUGACACCGCCGAGCAGGAGUUGCUAGCGUCAAAGACGAUGGACUCGACACUGCGCGAGCUUAAGCGUCUUUAUGACACAGCAAUUAAGCCAUUGGAAAUUUUGUACAAAUACCGUGAUUUGAGCAAUAGACACUAUGGCGAUCCCGAAAUUUUCUCCAAACCAUUGGUGUUGUUCAUGGGACCUUGGAGCGGUGGAAAAUCUACGAUUAUCAACUAUUUGAUGGAUAUCGAGUACACAAACACUGCUUUGAGAACAGGAGCGGAACCAUCUCCUGCCUACUUCAAUAUUCUCAUGCACGGUGAGCGCGAGGAGGUUCUUGACGGAACUCAGCUCGCAGCUGACUGGACGUUCUCUGGGCUUCAGAAAUUCGGUCAGGGUCUUUUGGACCGUCUCCGCGGACUGCGAUUGAGAAACAAGCUGCUUGAGAGAGUCAACAUUGUGGAGAUUCCCGGAAUUUUGGAGAUCAGAAAGCAAGUUGAGCGUCUUUUCCCCUUCAACGACGCUUGCCAGUGGUUCAUCGACCGCGCUGACGUCAUCUUCCUGGUAUAUGACCCGUCCAAGUUGGAUGUUGGACCUGAGACUGAAGCGAUUCUCGACCAGCUCAAAGGUCGUGAAUAUCAGACUAAGAUCAUCCUCAACAAAGCUGACCAGGUUCGCCCUGAGGAACUGAUGCGAGUUCAGGGCACUCUGAUCUGGAACAUUUCCCCCCUGAUGUCAAGCUCGGAGCCUCCUGUGAUGUACUCCACUAGCCUGUGGGCAGUGCCUUAUGAGCCUGGAGCACCCACCAGACUGCUCAGGGCUCAAGAGGAGGCCUUCCUGAGAGACAUUCGUGACGCCAUUGACAGGAGAGUGGAGAACAAGAUUGCAAGUGCACGCAGAUUUGCUGUGCGCGUGCGAAAUCACGCAAAGAUGGUCGACUGCUACCUGACAACCUACUUCAACCACAAGACGCUGUUCGGCAACAAGAAAAAGAUUAGUGACGACAUCAUCGAGCACCCUCAAAACUACCACAUCUACGAGGGUCUCAGCACACUGACCAACAUUUCCCGAUACGAUUUGCCCGACCCCGAAAUGUACCUCGACUUCUUCCGACUCAACCCCCUGUAUGAAUUCCAACAGCUUUCGGCCACUUGCACCUACUUCCGAGGCUGUCCUAUCAACAAGUUGGACGUCGCCAUCGCGUACGACCUGCCAGAGCUUGUCGGCAAAUACAAGAACAGCGUCGAGGAUUUGCUUGCCAAGGUGGCGACCGGCACCAAUCUCAAGAGCUGAACACUCUGAUCGCCCCAAUGGUCAGCAUGUCGAUCUAAAUGGAGUUGAUGGCUACGCAGACAGAAGACUGAUGAUCUUUCAUUAUAUUUAUCUCACUUUUAUCUUCCAUAAGGGCUAGGAGAAAAGCAGUUUGAUGCUGCUUUUCUGCUAGCCCUGAAUAUUUCUGGUAUCAGGGAAAGUGAUCCGAGUUGAUGCACUUCUGUCUGCGGCGGGCUAUCUGCCCAUGGACUAAAAAGAGCGGGUGAAAAGUGUUGAGUGUUGUUAAGUGAUGCGAAUUUGCCAGCCUGCAGCGUCAUUGUUUGUUGUUGUAUUAAAUAGUUUCAGUUUCAUAGCAACUCAUUUCUUAGUAGCCUCUGUUUAAAACAGUUGUUCACUUUGUUUAUUUCAAAUGUAACUCUCCUUUUUCUAAAUGCAACAUUUAAUAUCCAUGUGAAUAUUCUACCACAAAGCGCUGGUGUAAAUGUUAUGUAAAUAAAACGUUGAUUAAGUCAAAUAAAGUCUUCCACAUGAAAAUUA
Messenger RNA from Cloeon dipterum, 4797 nucleotides. Its product is annotated as retinitis pigmentosa 1-like 1 protein. The transcript is spliced from 15 exons. Lineage: Eukaryota; Metazoa; Arthropoda; Insecta; Ephemeroptera; Baetidae. The record is from RefSeq and is a predicted model, not a curated record. Gene Ontology annotation, molecular function: GTP binding. The coding region runs from base 97 to 4281 and encodes 1394 amino acids.